UCCAACCAUUCACCUUAUAAAAACACACUCCUACAUACUCCACCAAAAAUCACCGAACUCCGCCUUCCUUCUCAGUUAAACUUUCUUCCAUCAAAUGGGUUCCUUAGAAGUACUCCAAACCCAACAGCCCGACCCAGAAAAAUCCAAACCCGACAUCAACGACGACGAUAUCUCACCCAUAGAAGAGGUCCGUUUAACCGUCACCAACACCGACGACCCGACCCUACCCGUAUGGACAUUCCGGAUGUGGUUUUUAGGCUUACUUUCUUGUUGUUUGCUCUCAUUUCUUAACCAAUUCUUCUCAUACAGAACUGAACCCCUUAUUAUAACCCAAAUCACAGUCCAAGUUGCCACCUUACCCAUCGGCCAUUUCUUAGCCCAUGUCCUCCCUCGGACCCAGUUCCGGAUCGUCGGGUUCGGGUCCCAGAGAUUCUCCCUGAAUCCGGGCCCGUUUAAUGUAAAGGAGCAUGUUUUAAUCACCAUAUUUGCGAAUGCUGGAAGUGCAUUUGGAAAUGGGGCAGCUUAUGCAGUUGGGAUAGUGAAUAUUAUAAAGGCAUUUUAUAAAAGGAACAUCUCAUUCUUUGCUGCUUGGAUCCUCAUUAUUACCACUCAGGUAUUAGGAUAUGGCUGGGCAGGUUUGAUGAGAAAAUAUGUGGUGGAGCCUGCACAUAUGUGGUGGCCCAACACUCUUGUACAAGUUUCCCUCUUCAGGGCCUUGCAUGAGAAAGAUGACAAAGAAGAAAGACGCACAUCACGGGCAAAGUUCUUCUUAAUUGCAUUAACGUGCAGCUUUUUGUGGUAUGCAGUCCCCGGUUACUUGUUCUCAACUCUCACAAGUGUAUCAUGGGUCUGCUGGGUAUUUUCAAGAUCAGUGACAGCCCAACAAUUAGGCUCAGGAAUGAGAGGCCUUGGUCUAGGAGCCAUAACACUAGACUGGUCCGCUGUAGCAUCCUUUUUACUGAGCCCCCUCAUAACCCCAUUCUUCGCGAUUGCAAAUGUGUGUGUAGGUUAUGUUCUGAUAAUAUACAUUUUCAUUCCCAUAGCAUACUGGGGACUGGACUUGUAUAACGCUCGUAGGUUCCCAAUUUUCUCCUCGCAUUUAUUCACAGCUCAAGGUCAAAUCUAUAACAUUUCAGCAAUAGUAAACGACAAGUUUGAACUAGAUCUAGCACAAUAUGCGAAACAGGGGCAGAUUCAUAUGAGCACUUUUUUUGCUCUUACUUACGGCUUUGGAUUUGCCACCAUUGCGUCCACUCUAACUCAUGUUGGCUUCUUCUAUGGAAGGGAGAUCUAUGAAAGGUACCGUGCAUCAUACAAAAGCAAGGAUGACAUUCAUACCAAACUGAUGAAGAAGUACAAAGACAUACCAUCAUGGUGGUUCUACCUCCUUCUUGGGUUGACUAUAACAAUUUCUUUUCUGCUUUGUAUCUUCAUGAAAGACCAAGUUCAGAUUCCUUGGUGGGCUCUCCUCUUUGCUUGUGGCAUGGCCUUUGUUUUCACUCUUCCCAUCAGCAUCAUAUCUGCCACAACAAAUGUGACACCGGGACUGAAUAUAAUAACAGAGUAUGUAAUGGGGCUCAUAUUACCAGGAAAACCAAUUGCCAACGUCUGCUUCAAAGUAUAUGGUUACAUGAGCAUGGCACAAGCUGUUUCAUUCCUCAGUGAUUUCAAGCUUGGGCAUUACAUGAAGAUCCCACCAAGAUCAAUGUUUUUGGUUCAGUUCAUAGGAACUAUUUUUGCAGGUACAAUUAAUGUUGCGGUAGCAUUUUGGUUGCUCGACUCAAUUCACAACAUAUGUGAGGAUAAUCUGCUUCCAGCUGACAGUCCAUGGACUUGUCCUGGUGACCGUGUAUUUUUUGAUGCAUCUGUCAUAUGGGGCUUGGUUGGUCCAAAAAGGAUUUUCGGAAAUCUUGGAAAUUACCAUGCAAUGAACUGGUUCUUUGUAGGAGGGGCACUAGGGCCAAUCAUAGUUUGGGUCUUUCACAAGGCAUUCCCCAAGAAGACAUGGAUUCCAUUAAUUAACCUGCCCGUGCUUCUUGGAGCUACAGCCUAUAUGCCACCAGCAACAACAGUAAACUACAAUGCCUGGAUCAUAGUCGGAACAAUUUUCAACUACUUCAUUUUCCGUUACAAAAAGCCGUGGUGGCAAAGGUACAAUUACAUUCUUUCAGCUGCAUUGGAUGCUGGGGUUGCCUUCAUGGGGGUUGUUUUGUACUUCUCAUUGGGAGUAGAGAAUAAAAGCUUAGACUGGUGGGGUACAAAUGGUGAACACUGUAGUCUGGCAACAUGUCCAACAGCCAAGGGUAUAGUGGUCGACGGAUGCCCUAUCCGCUAGUUCCUGUAUAUUUACAGAAUCUUCCAUUUAAUUUCUGUUUGAUAGAUUAUCAUGCAUAAGUGCAUGUUUGAGACAAAGCAAGGCUGUGAAUAUUUGUGACAAGAAUCUAGGAAAAAUUUCAAGUGUAAUAUCUACAUUCACAUUUCACAACUCUUUUUUGUGAUUAGCAUCAGAACAGUGUUAAUACAUCUACUGCCUAUUACAGUGACCGGGUGAAAAGUGUCUUAUC
Messenger RNA from Amaranthus tricolor (Joseph's coat), 2564 nucleotides. RefSeq names its product oligopeptide transporter 4. Bases 95 to 2335 code for a protein of 746 amino acids. Gene Ontology annotation, molecular function: oligopeptide transmembrane transporter activity. The record is from RefSeq and is a predicted model, not a curated record. Gene Ontology annotation, biological process: transmembrane transport. Lineage: Eukaryota; Viridiplantae; Streptophyta; Magnoliopsida; Caryophyllales; Amaranthaceae. The transcript is spliced from 6 exons.